Trematosphaeria pertusa is the source of this 1588-nucleotide messenger RNA. Its product is annotated as nuclear protein SNF4. The transcript has 6 exons. The record is from RefSeq and is a predicted model, not a curated record. The coding region runs from base 222 to 1325 and encodes 367 amino acids. Lineage: Eukaryota; Fungi; Ascomycota; Dothideomycetes; Pleosporales; Trematosphaeriaceae.
CUCCACAGUGAAGGCAGGCGCACGGCCCAGGCCCCACUCUUAGCGCGUGGCAGCUCGUUAGCUGCGGCGUCAACACCACGGCCGGCCGAUCUCAACCUCGACCGCAGCCUGGACGCCGCACUUUCGCGCAGCCAGCAACGCCGGACUCAGUUGCAAACCCAGACCUCCGCGCCACACAUAAACCCCCAUGCGGCUCCGUCCAAAGGAGCAUCUGAGUCACGAUGUCUGGCGUGGACACGGCCGACUCAGCGACUUCGGCACCCACAACUGCCCCUGCUAACGAUGCUUCCCUCGGCCCUGAGCGACUCGCAUUUGUUACCCCGCGAACCUAUCUCGAGCAGGCGCGGCCUGCUAUGUCUCCGCGGGCUCUCACAGCUGUGGAUCGGGAGCAGUUGGACGGACUGAGGACGAUUCGCGCCUUCUUGAAAGUGCGGACGAGCUACGAUGUGUUGCCUCUCAGCUAUCGCCUGAUUGUGUUCGAUACGUCGCUGUUGGUGAAGAAAAGCCUUAAUAUUCUGAUUCAGAACGGCAUUGUCUCCGCCCCGCUAUGGGACUCCAAGAGCUCAACCUUCGCUGGUCUGCUCACGACCUCGGAUUACAUCAACGUCAUUCAGUAUUACUGGCAGAACCCUGAUGCUCUCGCCAGGGUAGACCAGUUUCGCUUGAACAGCCUUCGAGAUAUCGAGAAAGCUCUCGGCGUUAUACCGAUCGAAACCGUCUCCAUCCACCCCGAGCGGCCGCUCUAUGAAGCAUGCCGGAAGAUGCUCGAAUCUCGCGCUCGACGUAUCCCCAUCGUCGAUAUCGAUGACGAGACGCACCGCACCAUGGUCGUUAGUGUGAUAACACAGUACCGCAUUCUGAAGUUUAUCGCGGUGAAUGUCAAGGCGACGCAGAAGUUGCGAAAACCACUAAAGGAACUUAACGUGGGGACUUACACAGGUCUAGCGACUGCGAAUAUGGACACGCCGGUUAUGGACGUCAUACAUAUGCUCGUCAAGAAGAGCAUUUCGAGCGUGCCAAUCAUCGACAAGGACGGUACUGUGCUCAAUGUGUUCGAAGCUGUCGACGUUAUCACGCUUAUCAAAGGCGGUGUAUACGACGAUUUGAACCUCAGUGUGGGAGAUGCGCUGCUCAAACGCUCGGAUGAAUUCCCGGGCAUCUACACAUGCUCCAUGCAAGACCAACUCUCCACCAUCUACGACACGAUCCGCAAGUCGCGCGUUCACAGAUUCAUCGUCAUUGACGAGGAGAGCAAACUCAAGGGUGUCCUUACGCUCAGCGAUAUCCUUGAAUACACGCUGCUUGAGGGGGAGGAGAAUGAGUAGACUCGCCUUUCAAGCAUCUGUCUUUCUGAACUAUAUGAUAUCUUUAUGUAGUCUUAUGACUGUAGGUUAAAUCAUGGCAGAGCGCUCGGCGUGGCGCAUUUGGUAUGGGGCUUGGCGUGGGCACGGCAAGGUAAUGAUUGGCAUCGCGGGCGAUAUUGGGCGGAUGGUUUGAUUAUAUCCAAUGGUUCUUGAAUGAAUGAUAGACUCUUUCAUACAUCAGUUGUAUUGCUCUUCUUGUCGCUUCACAAUAUCUUGGGUUAGCG